Messenger RNA from Phyllostomus discolor (pale spear-nosed bat), 2862 nucleotides. RefSeq names its product signaling receptor and transporter of retinol STRA6 (gene STRA6). The transcript is spliced from 19 exons. Gene Ontology annotation, biological process: vitamin A import into cell. Gene Ontology annotation, molecular function: retinol transmembrane transporter activity; signaling receptor activity. The record is from RefSeq and is a predicted model, not a curated record. Lineage: Eukaryota; Metazoa; Chordata; Mammalia; Chiroptera; Phyllostomidae. Bases 148 to 2142 code for a protein of 664 amino acids. Gene Ontology annotation, cellular component: plasma membrane.
AGACCUACUUUGAAAAUGGUCCUCUGAGCAAAGACCUGCUGGUGGUCAGUCACACAAAGAGACGAGAGCCCAGGGACCCCAAGGGAGCACCACUCUCAAGGGGAUAGCUACCUCCUGCAGCACCAGGUCAGAGGAGAAGAACAGAGAAUGUCCGGAGCUGCGGGGAACCAGUCCGCUGGGACCACAGAGGACUACUCCUACGGCAGCUGGUACAUCGACGAGCCCCAGGGCGGCCAGGAGCUGCAGCCUGAGGGGGUAGUGCCCUCCUGCCACCCCAGUGUGCCGCCCGGCCUCCUCCACACUUGCUUGGCUGUGCUGUCGAUUGUUGUGUUGCUGCUGCUGGCCGUGCUGGUGAGGCGCUGCCAGCUCCGGCCCCACUGUGGGCACGGCAGGCCUUGGCUGCCCAGCCCUGUGGAUUUCUUGGCUGCGGAUGGGCCCUGGACUGUGCCUGCUGCUAUCUUCAUGGUCCUCUUCAGCUCCCUGUGUCUGCUGCUCCUGGCUGAGGCCCCUCUGCCCUUCCCAACCCUGACCUCACCAUCCAGCCAAGAUGGGGAAACUGAGGCUCCAGGAGGGCCCUGGAAGAUGCUGGCCCUGCUCUAUUACCCUGCCUUCUACUACUCCUUGGCUGCCUGUGCCACAGUCAGGCAUGAAGCCUCACACCUGCUUGGCAGUGUGCUGUCCUGGGCUCACUUUGGCGUCCAGGUCUGGCAGAGGGCAGAGUGUCCCGAGGUACCCAAGAUCUACAAGUACUAUUCCCUGCUGGCUUCCGUGCCUCUCCUUCUGGGUCUUGGAUUCCUGAGCCUUUGGUACCCUGUGCAGUUUGUGAGAAGCUUCAGCCGUAGGACCAGAGUGGGCUCCGAGAGGCUGCAGAGUAGCUACCCCGAGGAAUACCUGAGGACCCUCCUUUGCCUGAAGAAGCUGAGGAGCAGCUCCCCUGCCUCCAAGCAUGGCUUCCUGUCUCAGGCCUGGAUCUGCAUCAGACAUUAUGUCUAUACUCCACAGCAAGGGUUCCGACUUCCCCUGAAGCUCGUGCUUUCAGCCACCCUGACAGGAACGGCCAUCUACCAGGUGGCCCUGCUGCUGCUGGUGGCUGUGGUACCCACCAUCCAGAAGGUGAGAGCGGGGAUCACCACAGAUGUCUCCUACCUGCUGGCCGGCUUCGGGGUUGUGCUUUCAGAGGACAGGCAGGAGGUGGUGAAGCUGGUGAAGCACCAUCUGUGGGCUCUGGAAGUUUGCUACGUCUCGGCCUUGGUCCUGUCUUGCUCACUCACCUUCCUCGUGCUGAUCCGCUCACUGGUGACACACAGGGUCAACCUGCGAGCUCUACACCGAGGGGCUGCCCUGGACCUGGGCUCUCUACCUCAGAGCCCCCACCCCUCUCGCCAGGCCAUAUUCUGUUGGAUGAACUUCAGCGCCUACCAGACUGCUUUUACCUGUCUUGGGCUCCUGGUACAGCAGGUCAUCUUCUUCCUGGCGACCGUGGCCCUGGCCUUCCUGGUGUGUAUGCCCGUGUUCCACGGCAGGAACCUGCUGCUCCUCCGAUCACUGGCGUCCUUUUGGCCCUUCUGGCUGACCUUGGCCCUGGCUGUGACACUGCAGAACAUGGCAGCCCACUGGGUCUUUCUGAAGACUCACCACGGAUGGGCAGAACUGACCAACCACUGUGUGCUCUAUGCAGCCACCUUCCUGCUAUUCCCCAUCAAUGUGCUGGUGGGCGCCAUAGUGGCUGCCUGGCGAGUGGUCCUCUCUGCCCUCUACAAUGCCAUCCACCUUGGCCAGAUGGAUUUCAGCCUGUUACCACCUAGAGCUGCCACUCUUGACCCUGGCUACCACACAUACUGCAACUUCUUGAAGAUUGAGGUCAACCAGUCACAUCCAGCCAUGAUAGCCUUCUGUGCCCUGCUCCUGCGAACGCAGAAGCCCCAGCCCCGCACGGUCCCCCAGGAUGGCCUCAUUCUUGGGGCAGAAGAAGGGAUGCAGUUGCUGCAGACCAAGGACCCCAUGGCCAAGGGAACAGGGCUCAGAGCCCGCCAAGGCAGGGCCCGCUGGGGUCUGGCCUACACGCUGCUACACAACCCAGCCCUCCAGGCCUUCCGGAAGAGGGCCCUGUCCGGUGCCCAGGCCAAUGGCAUCCAGCCCUGAGGGUGGGGAGCACCAAGGCACUCGCAUUCUCUGCUAGGCAGGUGCUUCCCCUCUUCCUGGCCCAUUUCUCCCACGGCUCUCCCAGAGUCACCCCAGCCAUGGUAGCCUCUCUGCUUAGCAUCAGAUCUGCCAGUAGGUACUGGAGUCAGGAUCCCAGUGGCCAGCCCCCGAGGCUGGAGGUCACCAGGCUUGAGUGGAGGUCUGUCUACACUAUGAGCUUUACUAGGGCUCUAGUCUGCCCCCUUGGCCUGGGAAGCAGCAAAAGCUCUGAAGAAGGCACCUGGUGGUUUAGGCCUUGGUCCAGGAGCCAGUGGAACCAGAAAAGCUACAUGUAGGUCCCUCCCCAGGGUGACCCUGCUGCCAGCCUCCGGGGCCUGACUGAAGCCUUCUGCUGACCUGGGUUGGUGAUUCAAGCUGGGACCGCCUCACGUUCACAGAGUUCGGCCCCACUCAGCCUUGGCCUGACCCUCUCCUCUAUGGGGCCUGGUGGCCUGCAGGAAGCCCAGGAGGAAACCCACCGGUGGGCUCCUAUUGGCAACAAAGUCAUAGCUCACACCAGAGUCAUAGCUCACACCUAUUGGCAACAAAGUCAUAGCUCACACCAGUCCCCACACUGAGCUUCCCACACUUGAAAGCCUAAUAUUUUUGUAGUUGGUAUGCCUUUAGAUAUUAUGAAAGAGGCUAGUGUGCUCCCUGUAAUAAACUUGUCCUUGAGAAAUA